This is a messenger RNA of Microthlaspi erraticum, 351 nucleotides long. Lineage: Eukaryota; Viridiplantae; Streptophyta; Magnoliopsida; Brassicales; Brassicaceae. The record is from the annotation of a GenBank genome assembly.
AUGGACGGAGAAGGAGAUGUAAUUGAUUGCCACUUUCCCGACGACUGCAAAGAGAAGAUCAAAGCCGCCAACGAAUCCAAGAAACUUGUCGUGAUAGACUUCACCGCGUCAUGGGCUCCACCUUGUCGUGAAAUUGCUCCAGCCUUUGUAGAGAUGGCUAAGAAGUUCCUCAAUGCCGUCUUCUUUAAGGUCGAUGUAGACGAAUUACGAGAGAUUGCUGAAGAAUUCAAUAACGAAGCAAUGCCUACUUUUGUCUUCAUGAAAGAUGGGAAAAUCAUCGAUCGUGUUAUGGGUGCAAAGAAGGAAGUAAUCCAAGAGACAUUGAUGAAGCAUGGUGGUGUCGCUGUUUGA